AUGAAAUUUUAUCUUUUUUUGGCAAUUCUGUAUAGUAUUGAUGCAAAAAUAAAUUAUCCGACAGCUUGUGACUGCAAUGAACAUGUUAAUUAAGAGUCAUGUGAAGCACAUCUAUGCUUUUGGAAUUAAAAUGAGUGUAGAAUUCCAGAAUGUAAUGAGAGAACUUUAGAAAAUUGUAUUAAGGGCUCCUAAUUUUUGAGCUCUCAUCCAAAAUAUUGCUAUAUUAAAAAUGGUAAUUGUGUCGAAUUAAAUAAUUGUGAGUAAUUGCAAAUAAUCAAUAAUCCAAAAUUAGCAAGGGAAUAAUGUUAAUUAUUUUAGUGUGCUUAUGAUUUAGUGAGUGGUUAUUGUUUUAAAGCAGAAAAAUGCAAUUAAAUAUAUGAUAAAGAUACGUGCAAUAGUUAUAUCAUUGCUUAGAAUAAUCCUCUUACUUUAGAAACAUUUUGUUAUUGGGAUGGAUAAUGUAAAGAAAGAAAUUCAUUCAUAUAAAAUUGUGAAUCCAUAAAGGAUUAAGAUGUUUGUGAAUAAGCUGGAUGCUCAUUUGAUAAUAAGGUUUGUUAAGAAAUAGAAUGUAAUAAUCUUAAAAUUAAUGAUUGUAAUUGGGAACUUGUAAACAAUGAAGGAAAAACAUUUGUGUGUUAAAUUAUUGAGUAAAAAUGUGAGAAAGUAGAAGUAUAAAACCUCAAAAAAGCAAUUUGUAACAAAUUAAUUGGGCAUACAUUUGUAAAUAACGAAUGUAGACGAUGUAACUCAUAUGCUUAAAAUUCUAAAUUAAGAUGA
This is a messenger RNA of Paramecium sonneborni, 777 nucleotides long. NCBI's taxonomy places the organism in Eukaryota, Ciliophora, Oligohymenophorea, Peniculida, Parameciidae. The record is from the annotation of a GenBank genome assembly.